Molecule: messenger RNA, 2194 nt
Organism: Rhipicephalus microplus (southern cattle tick)
Lineage: Eukaryota; Metazoa; Arthropoda; Arachnida; Ixodida; Ixodidae
Source: RefSeq, a predicted model, not a curated record
AUGCGGUGCGUGUGCGUGCGCGGAUCGAAACCAACGACGUUCUGCUUGGGCCUCGGCCCAGUUUCCUCUGUGCGGUGAUCGGGGAGGGGAGUCGGCGACGUCCUGCGCAAGAAGGAGUGCCUACACAGUGUGGACCCGGCGGCAGCCGCGUCCAUGGAGGCAACGUGCCAGCCAUGGAGUUGUGUGUCGCGAGCCCCGCCUGUGCCACUUGCAUCGGCAGCGACCAGCGUGGUGUACGACGACGUCGCUGGGUCACUCUGUUCUUACUCCUGGUCACUGCGGUGUCAGGUGUGCUGGGCGUCGUGGUCACCGAGGUGCGGCUCCUGUCGGACAGCAACAAGACUCAGUACGUUCUUCAGGGCGAGGGUGCCACGCUGCUCUGCUUCUUCGUGCUGUCGCCGGGAGAAGACCUGCGCCGCGUCCUCUGGUUCAAGGACGGCGCCGAGGUGUACGUGUGGCGCAAGGGACGCCGUCCGCUGGCACGCAACCUGUUCGACAAGCGCGUCGACCUGAGCAACCGCUCGCCGUCCUUCAUCACCAUCCUUAGCGCUCACAUGUCGAUGCAGGGAAACUACACGUGCAAAGUCGAGACGGAUCUGGGAACCUCGCAGAACGAUUUCUUCCUCACCGUCAUCGUUGAUUCGUGCAAGGAAGACAGCUGGACGACGUUCUCUGACCGCGUCUCGUGCACGGAGACGGUGGAGCUGGACUGCGGUGGCAUGUUCCCCAAACCUUCACCGGCGUGCGGGGUGUACAAUGACCAGACGGGCGUGUACCUGAACACGGUGCCGUUCGACCGCGUCGAGCCGGCGGCCAACUCGACGUACGAGGUGCGGCUGCACCGAGUCUUCCAGGUGCGAGACUGGCUCACCUUCCGAAACUUGACCUUCCGCUGCCACAUCAUCGUCCUCGGCACCGACUGGAGAUCCGGUAUCACGCACAAGCUUUUCGGAGACGCUGGCUGCCCGCCAGAGCCUCCGGAAAUCGUGAACGGCUACUACAACGUGAGCGGCGAGGAUACCUGCUGGCGCACUCCGUCCGAGGGAUCCGUGACGCGCUACUACUGCCUCGAAGGGUUCGAACUGCGGGGUCCUCGGGAACUGGUGUGCCGCAAUGGCUCCUGGGUCGUGCCGAGCCCUUUGCUGACGUCGUUAGGGCCACAGCAGGUUCCCCCAGCUGGGGAGACCAUUCAAGAACAUCAUCUGCGAAAUCAAUGGCCAAGCCAAAGUAGGAUGGAACACUUUGCUCACUGCCAUCACGACAACACUGCCUGCCAUGAUGUGUCUCUACCUGACGUCCUCCUCGACGUAGCACCGUCUGUGGCUCGUUGCUGGCUGCCACGGUGAACGGUAACAACGUUGAAAAGCGGCUCGAAUGCACCGCCGCACAAAACCGGAGUAGAAGAAUGCGCCACAAACCUGUUGGUUUCUCUCUCUAUGGCGCAGCUCGAAAGAAGUCCGCUUCCAAGAGUUUGCUUCAAGGGACAUCACCGGGACAUCUCCAGGACAUCAGGACCUUAGAGACGUCCAAGGGACAUCUUUCAAGGGACCUCACCAGCGUUCCAAAUUAUGUGCACAAUGCCCCCUUUUUGUGUGCGCGUAUUAGCCCUCGUGGACACCAAGGAAGUUCACUGCAGUCUUCAAUUAGUGAAUUAGUGCCAGCUGCUUUGUUGAGUCCUUCAGGCUGCGUUUUUCUACGUAUGCGUGUGUGUGUGUGUGUGCGAUGCAAAGCCAUGCCUCCGCACUCCUAUGAGCGUUCACACGGAAAUGGUGAUGGUAAAUAACUGCACAAUGGGUUUUAGAAACAAGUUCAGGAGCACGUCGAACACAAUUAGCUAGCGUCCAACUCCCUUUGUUAUUUCUGGCAUUGCGCUGAUCAUAAUGAGAAAACUUUAAACAAGAGAAAACUUCGCUGGUUCGAAAGGAACGUUUUGUAGUUGGGAAGUAAGCCAAGGAAACACAAGUCACUCCGUUUCUGUCAUUUUAAUUCUGGUUUCAUCUGCUUUCUAGGCUUAACAAUUUGACACGAUUGAUUGCUUCAGCACGGGAGGGCAGUAUAGCGGGUGAAUACACCGGAAUGAAACGCGCAUGCGCGAUGGUGUGUUGUCUUGGUUGAUAAGAACAGCCAAGACCUCUCCUGCAGUGCAUUUAUUUUCUGAUAUAAUACGGUCGUCAGCGAUAAUCAUCAAGAACUG